AUGUCUUUCGACACCUCAAACAUCAAUCGUCUGGAAGGAAGCGCUGCAGAAGUCGGAGGUCUCGUCAUAAAGAAGAAGACACCCAAUAAUGAGGACGAGUUUGUGUUCAAAAAGCCGGGCGUUUCGCUGCUUGGGUUGGAUCGGUUGGCACAGGAAAAGAGACAAUUGAAGGCAUUGGAGGCCAUCGACAGCGAGAGAGACAGUCCCAGAGAUAGUCACAGAGACGGUCGGGACAGGAGUGACGAUAGAAGAGGUGAUAGGAGGGAAAGGGAUGACACGAGUGAGAGAAGUGAUAGGAGUGAUAGGGAUGAGAGAUACCGGUCGGACAGGGAUUACAAGAGCCGACACAUCCGUAAACAUAGAGUGGAGACGCCAUCGCAUUCUGGAGGACCACCCGCGGUAGCGGCUCCUAAUUGUGGGGAAGCGAGCGAGAGAUCUGAGCGCACCUUCACUCCAGACGUCAGAUCGACCGGAGAUUUGCGAAGUUCUUGGGAUCUGACGCCCCAACGAAUGGGAACUCCGGGAACACCCCGACCGACGCCAACCCAUUGGGGGAUUCAGAGGAAAAAUACUGAGAGAACAGACGAUCCUUUUGAUUGGGAAGAGGAUGACGACGAAGUGCGUCGAGUGGACCGGGAAUGGUAUGAUGAAGAGUGCGAUCAAAACCCGUUUGGAAAUAUGAACGAAGAGUUUAUUCAACGACGCGAAGAAGCGCUUAAGAAGAAUAAAGUGGUUCAGAGGAUUAGUGCCCAACAAAGACAAAUCAAUAAAGACAAUGAAAAGUGGGAAACGAAUCGACUUCUCCUCUCAGGAGUUGUCGUUCGCGUCAACGAUAAUAUGGAUGAAGAGGAAGAGGUGAAUGAGGGAAGAGUGCAUCUAAUGGUGCACAACAUAGUGCCGCCAUUCCUCGACGGACGCAUAGUGUUCACUAAACAACCCGAACCUAUCAUUCCUGUGAGAGACCCGACGUCUGACUUUGCGAUUCUGUCGCGGAAGGGCUCGGCUUUAGUUCGAUAUCACAGGGAAAUGAAGGAAAGGAAAAAGGCUCAGAAGAAGGAAUGGGAGCUUUCGGGCACUCGUUUGGGGGAUAUUAUGGGCGUUGAAAAGCCUAAAGACGAGACCGACUCUAACCUCGAAAAGAGCGAUGACUACAAAGCAGAGCAUCGAUUCAAAGACCAUAUGGACGAGAAUGAGGAGCAAUCCGAUCGCUUGAAGAUUAGAAAACAAAGACAAUUCUUACCGGCUUUUGCCGUUCGCAACGAAUUACUGAAUGUUAUUCGAGAUAAUAAUAUAGUGAUUGUUGUCGGAGAGACCGGUUCCGGAAAGACAACACAAUUGACUCAAUACUUACACGAAGAGGGAUACACUAAAUACGGAAUGAUUGGUUGCACUCAACCCAGACGUGUGGCCGCAAUGUCUGUCGCCAAACGUGUUUCCGAUGAAAUGGGUGUCAAAUUGGGCGAAGAAGUGGGUUAUGCCAUACGAUUCGAAGACUGCACUUCCAAUAAGACUAUCAUUAAGUAUAUGACGGACGGAAUUUUGCUCAGAGAAUCGCUAUCCGAACCCGAUUUAGACAAUUACAGCGCCGUUAUCAUGGAUGAGGCCCACGAACGGAGUCUCGAUACUGACGUCUUGUUUGGUAUUCUUCGUAAUGUUGUCGGCAGAAGAACUGAUCUCAAACUUAUUGUCACUUCCGCUACAAUGGAUUCAUCAAAGUUUGCACUAUUUUUUGGUAACGUUCCUGUGUUUAUAAUCCCCGGCCGCACAUUCCCCGUCCAGCUAUACUUCUCUAAGAAUUCCUGCGAAGACUACGUCGACGCUGCUGUCAAACAGACAAUUCAAAUACAUUUAGGAGGACUUCCCGGUGAUAUACUUGUGUUUAUGCCGGGACAGGAGGACAUUGAAGUGACGUGUGAAGUGAUAACUGAACGCUUGAAAGUACUAUCGGAGACAUCGCAGACAGAAACGCCUGAAUUGGCUAUACUUCCCAUAUAUUCUCAAUUGCCGUCUGACUUACAGGCGAAGAUCUUUCAGAAGGCAGAGAAUGGUAUCCGGAAGUGCAUUGUGGCCACGAAUAUAGCAGAGACGUCGCUCACAGUGGACGGCAUUAUGUUUGUCGUCGACUCUGGCUAUUGUAAACUCAAGGUUUAUAACCCGCGUAUAGGUAUGGAUGCGCUUCAAGUGUAUCCCAUAUCUCAGGCCAACGCAAACCAAAGGAGUGGUCGCGCCGGACGAACGGGUCCGGGAUGUUGUUACCGGUUAUACACAGAGACUCAAUACAAACAUGAAAUGCUGGCCAAUACUGUCCCUGAGAUCCAAAGAACCAAUUUGGCGAAUGUUGUGUUGCUAUUGAAAUCACACGGCGUUCAGGACUUACUUCAGUUCCAUUUCAUGGAUCCUCCGCCAGAGGACAAUAUGUUGAACUCUAUGUAUCAGUUGUGGAUCUUAGGCGCACUCGACAACGUCGGACAGUUGACCCCUUUGGGCAGAAAUAUGGUUGAGUUCCCAUUGGAUCCGGCGAUGAGUAAAAUGCUUUUAGUGUCCACCGAAAUGAGGUGUUCGUCAGAAGUGCUGAUCAUAGUGUCGAUGCUCUCCGUUCCGACCAUUUUCUUCAGACCCAAAGGCAGGGAAGAGGAGAGCGAUUUGGUGCGCGAGAAGUUCCAGGUGCCUGAGUCUGACCACUUGACUCUACUCAAUGUGUACCUCCAGUGGCAACAACACAAGUUCUCCACCCAUUGGUGUCAACAGCACUUCCUUCACGCGAAGGCAUUGAGGAAAGUGCGAGAAGUGCGACAACAACUCAAAGAGAUAAUGGAGUCACAGAAGCUGCCGGUGCUGUCGUGCGGCACCGAAUGGGACUGCGUUCGCAAAUGUAUUUGUUCGGCAUAUUUCCAUCAGGCGGCCAGACUUAAGGGUAUCGGCGAGUAUGUGAACUGUCGCACCGGAAUGCCCUGUCAUUUGCACCCGACCUCAUCCCUCUAUGGCAUGGGAUUCACUCCCGAUUAUGUCGUUUAUCACGAGUUAGUCAUGACUACGAAGGAGUACAUGCAGUGCGUGACUGCAGUGGAGGGCCAGUGGAUGGCAGAGUUGGGGCCAAUGUUUUACUCCAUCAAAGAGUCCUCAAAAUCCCGGUUCGAACGCAAACAACAGCAAAGAGACCAUCAAAAGGAUAUGGAGUUUGAAAUGGCUUUAGCGCAGCAACAGAUGCAACGCCGCAAAGAGGAAUCCGAUGCACAGAACACACUGAGUGUGAGGUCGACGCCUAUUGUGACGCCAGGACUCAAGCGACCCAACACUCCGGCCACUCCUCGCCGAACGCCUUCCCGAUUCGGCCUUUGA
Messenger RNA from Oppiella nova, 3339 nucleotides. NCBI's taxonomy places the organism in Eukaryota, Metazoa, Arthropoda, Arachnida, Sarcoptiformes, Oppiidae. The record is from the annotation of a GenBank genome assembly.